This is a messenger RNA of Vigna angularis (adzuki bean), 5409 nucleotides long. RefSeq lists its product as uncharacterized. NCBI's taxonomy places the organism in Eukaryota, Viridiplantae, Streptophyta, Magnoliopsida, Fabales, Fabaceae. Bases 1 to 5409 code for a protein of 1802 amino acids. Gene Ontology annotation, molecular function: nucleic acid binding; RNA-DNA hybrid ribonuclease activity. The transcript is spliced from 2 exons. The record is from RefSeq and is a predicted model, not a curated record.
AUGGAAAGCUGGGAAGAGUCACAAGAAUCCAUUAAAGCUGAAAUGAGUCAGUUGAAAGACCAGGUUGGACAAAUCUUGGUUGCUCUUGAAUCCCUGAAGGCUACUGGAGAGUCUUCAUCUACGCUGGUUGGCGGGAAUGCCCAUUUUUAUCCCCCAUUUUUCAAUGCUACGAGCCAAUCAAUUCCUUUCCCGUUGUAUGGAUUACCCUCAGGAUAUACUCCUCCCGUAGGAGAAUAUAUCGAAGGGGGGCAUGUGUCGUUUCCCAUCUCCACAGCUAUUGAUAUCCCACCAAUCACCACUCAUGGACCUACCUCUGUGUCAGCUCCCUUGGUAAGUACUCAAACGAAUGAACCGAUCACAGUUGAAGGAACAAGAAUGACUACGAUACCGCAUAUGAUUGUUAACCACGAUUCUUCAGCAAGAGCCGCAUCACAAACCGCGGCGCGUGCAGGAAUCGACAUCAGUAACGGUGCUAAAAACAGACUGGAGAUUCUGGAGGAAAAAAUGAGGGUUAUUGAAGGGAUGAAAAACUAUGGGUUCGGAAAUGUUGUAAGACUAAGUUUGGUUCCUGGAGUAAAAAUACCGUAUAAGUUCAAGGCGCCCGAAUUCGAGAAGUACAAGGGUGAUACAUGCCCUAAGAACCAUCUGGCCAUGUAUUGCAGAAAAAUGGCUGCGUACGCAUAUGACAACCAGUUACUCAUCCAUGUUUUCCAAGACAGUUUGGUUGGGGUAGCAUUAAACUGGUAUACCCACUUGGAGCCCUCUCGGAUCCAUUGUUGGGCAGAUCUAGCCGACGCCUUUGUAAAACGGUAUAUAUACAACACGCAUGUAGCACUGGAUCGUCUGCAAUUACAGAAUAUGGGAAAGAAAGACAAUGAGACCUUCAAGGAAUAUGCCCAACGGUGGAGAGAAUUGGCCACACAAGUGGAGCCGCCUUUGUUUGAAAAAGAAAUGGUGGCAAUGUUCGUAAAUACGCUUCAGCCACCAUUUUAUGAAUAUAUGGUAGGGAAUGUGUCCGCCAAUUUCGCUGACGUCGUCAUAAUUGGUGAGAGGAUAGAGAUUGGGGUGAAGAGCGGGAAGAUUGCAAGUGGUCCAUCUACGAUGGAGAACUCUAAAAAGAAGCCUUCUUUCAAUCCAGGAAAGAAAAAAGAAGGAGACGUGCAUGCAACAUUGGCAAUGCCUGUAUGGAGAAGUCAGGCUCCUUCUCACAAUUAUAGACCAUACUUGGGUCAACCUCCAUAUUCGGCCAAUGCGGCUUUUGCUCAUCCAAUUAGGCCUCAACAACAACAAGGAUUCUACCAAUCACAACCCGUCAUAAGCAAUGCUUGGAGGACUGGGCCAAGUGCAAAUCCAAAUCCAAAUGCAGGUCAAGGCGGUUAUCCGGGAAGAACCCAGGAAAGAAACUUUGUCCACUUCACCCCCAUCCCCAUGACUUACACUGAAUUAUUACCUCACCUCGUCAAAAGGGGUCUGGUUGCUAUAUGUCCAAUGAUACCCCUACAGCCUCCGUACCCUAGGGGUUAUGAUGCAGAUGCCAAGUGUAGUUAUCACGGGGAAGGCGUGGGUCACUCCACUGAGAGGUGUAUGGCUUUCAAGCGUAAAGUGCAGGCCCUAAUUGAUGCGGGGUGGCUAAAAUUUCAAGAAGAUAAACCUAGCAUUGAUACUAAUCCGUUAUCCGGACAUGGUAAUGCCUCGACAAAUGCCAUUGAAGUUAAGAAGCAUGAACUGAUAAGGGAUGCAGGUAAGAUCCGAAGUUCCAGAAGGUUUAUUUUCAAGGAAUUAUUAAAGUUGGGAUUUUUAAACGGGACUUAUGAUUUGGAAAGAGCAUGUGGACUCCAUCCAUGCACGGAACACUCUAUCGAGGAAUGCGUUGAAUUUGAAAAGUUUCUACAAGAUCUGCUUGAUAGGAAUCUGAUGCAAGUGUGCUAUGAAGACAAGUAUGAGGAGGUGUUUGCACAAACUGGUAUGGAGCCAGAUGUAGCUUUGCCAGAGCCGUUGAUAAUCCGCUUCACUCGAACCACCCCUACACCAGUAAUUCAAGGAAGAUCACCCGUUGUCAUCCAUACACCAGUUCCUUUUCCUUACAAAAGCGAGAAAGCUGUCCCUUGGAGGUAUGGGACACAUGUAGUCGAGAAAGGACAGUGCAUUGAAAGCCAUUUCUCUAGCCAGGAUCCAGUUGUUGAAAAUAUAUCAGGCAUCGGCGGAAUGACGAGGAGUGGUCGAAUCUUCACGCCACCAAAUUUGACGGGAAGAGGAGGUAGUAAUAAUGAAACACCAAUGGACACAAAUACUAAGGAGCAUUUAAAGGGGAAAGGUGUGCAAGUAGAAGAGACCUCUGACAAGGCAGACAAGAAAGAUAUCUCUGAGGAAGAAGCCUGCGAAUUUUUAAAAUUCAUUCAACAGAGUGAAUAUAAGGUGGUGGAGCAGUUGAAACGCAUGCCUGCUCGGAUUUCCUUGUUAGAAUUGCUUAUGCAUUCUACCUCUCAUAGAAAGUUGUUGAUGAAGGUACUCAGUGAGGCUCAUGUCGAGCAUGGUAUUUCGUUGAACAAGUUUGAGGGUAUCGUUGGCAACAUCAUCGCUAAUAAUUACCUCACCUUUACUGACGAGGAGAUACCCACUGAGGGGAGAGGUCAUAACAAGGCUCUUCAUGUCUCCGUGAAAUGUUUAGAUCACGUUAUAGCGCGUGUCUUGGUGGAUAAUGGUUCCUCUCUCAAUGUCAUGCCAAAAUCAACGUUGGAGAAGCUACCCUGUGACGGAAUGCAUAUGAAACCAAGCUCUAUGAUUGUGAGGGCAUUUGACGGCAGUAAAAGGGUAGUGAUGGGAGAAAUUGAAUUGCCCGUUCAAGUUGGUCCUUGUGUCUUUCAAGUGACCUUUCAAGUUAUGGAUAUCCUCCCGGCUUAUAGUUGUUUGUUGGGUCGCCCGUGGAUCCAUUCCGCAGGAGUUGUGCCUUCCACACUACACCAAAAGCUGAAAUAUGUUAUGGGAGAUAAGCUGGUGAUAAUAUCAGGAGAGGAGGACCUCCUUGUGAGCGGACCAUCGUCCACGCGAUAUAUUGAGGCAGCCGAGGAAGCUCUGGAAACAACUUUUCAAUCAUUAGAAAUUGUGGGAAACACCUAUGUUGAGCCGUUUCCUAUGAACCCCCAUUUAUCAUGCACCUCUAUCAUGGCAGCCAAGGUCAUGCUGAAAGAAGGUUAUAAGUACGGGAAUGGUUUAGGCAAGUAUGGACAAGGACGUACAUUCCCAUUGGAGAUGAUUGGGAACAAAAACAGAUAUGGCCUGGGGUAUAGACCCAACAAGGAAGAUGACAAGAGGUUGAUUGAGGAAAGGAAGGAACGCAUUCUGGCUCGAAUGGGGAAAUGGGAACCAAGGGCAAAGAAAAUCCACAUUUGUGGUAUCAAAGAGAGUUUUCGCAGUGCUGGAUGGGUGAACACUAGUCAUAUAGCGGUGGUGGAAAAGGAAGCAAGAUCUGAAAGCUCAAACUUCGUGUGGUGGGAGCACCCUGUCAUUAAUGCGGAAGAUGAUCCGGAAGAUGAUCCGGAAGAUGACCCGGAACCCUCUUCAGAGCUCUUGAGAUUAGUGGAACAAGAGUCCAAAGAGAUAAAACCCCAUCAGGAGGAUGUUGAAGUACUCAACUUGGGAGAGGAAGGAGAGAUAAAGGAAGUAAAAAUCGGCACUACUAUGAAAGAGGAAGUGAAGGUAAAGCUGCAAGCCCUACUGAAGGAGUUUAAGGAUGUGUUCGCUUGGUCUUACAAUGACAUGCCAGGAUUGGAUACCGAUAUUGUGCAACACAAGCUCCCACUUAAGCAGGAAUGCCUUCCAGUCAAGCAAAGACUAAGAAGAAUGAAACCAGAAAUGUCAUUGAAAAUUAAGGAAGAGGUACAGAAGCAAUUCGACGCAGGAUUUCUGGCUGUGGCUAAAUACCCACAAUGGGUGGCAAAUAUUGUACCAGUGCCUAAGAAAGAUGGGAAGGUUCGAAUGUGUGUCGACUAUCGUGAUUUGAAUCGUGCAAGUCCGAAGGAUAACUUCCCAUUACCACACAUCGACACGUUAGUUGACAAUACAGCCAAGUACUCGCUAUUUUCGUUCAUGGAUGGUUUCUCGGGGUAUAAUCAAAUUAAGAUGGCGCCUGAGGACAUGGAAAAGACGACCUUCAUCACGUUGUGGGGGACCUUUUGUUAUAAGGUAAUGUCUUUCGGGCUCAAGAAUGCCGGGGCAACAUAUCAAAGGGCGAUGGUGACACUUUUUCAUGAUAUGAUGCACAAGGAGAUCGAGGUUUAUGUGGAUGACAUGAUUGCAAAGUCUGAAUCGGAAGAAGAACAUGUCCUCAACUUGAAGAAAUUAUUUGAGAGAUUGAGAAAGUAUAAACUCAGGUUAAACCCUGCCAAAUGCACAUUUGGAGUGAAGUCUGGGAAGUUGUUGGGCUUCGUGGUUAGCCAAAAAGGGAUAAAAGUGGAUCCUGACAAAGUGCGUGCGAUAUCAGAAAUGCCUGCACCUAGCACGGAGGAGGUUCGCGGUUUUCUGGGUAGAUUGAACUACAUCGCUAGAUUCAUCUCCCAAUUAACCGCUACCUGUGAACCAAUGUUCAAGUUGCUACGAAAGAAUCAGGUUAUGGUUUGGAACGAGGAUUGUCAAGCUGCUUUUGAAAAAAUCAAACAAUACUUGCAAGACCCACCUGUAUUACGUCCACCCGAGCCAGGAAGACCACUCAUUUUGUACUUAACUGUAUUGGAAAGGUCAAUGGGUUGUAUAUUGGGUCAACAUGAUGAAGCUGGAAAAAGAGAGCAUGCAAUAUAUUACUUGAGCAAGAAAUUCACAGACUGCGAACAACGAUAUUCAACGUUAGAGCGAACUUGUUGUGCAUUGGCAUGGGCCGCUCAUCGCCUAAGGCAAUACAUGUUGAGUCACUCUACAUUGUUGAUAUCCAAGAUGGAUCCUAUCAAGUUUAUUUUUGAAAAGCCCGCUCUCACUGGAAGGAUAGCUCGGUGGCAGGUGCUAUUGUCAGAAUAUGACAUCGUAUAUGUUACUCAAAAAUCCAUCAAGGGCAGUGCUCUAGCAGAAUACUUAGCUCAUCAACCCAUUAACGAUUAUCAGCCAAUGCAACCUGAAUUUCCCGAUGAGGGUAUCAUGACUCUAUUCGAAGAAGGCGGGAAAUACCGAGACGAAGAAACAUGGAUAUUACUAUUUGAUGGAGCGUCGAAUAUGAUGGGGCAUGGCAUAGGGGCAGUAUUAAUCUCUCCAGAGCAGCAGUAUAUGCCCAUGACAUCAAGGCUGUGUUUUGAUUGCACGAAUAACAUUGCAGAAUAUGAGGCCUGCGCUAUGGGUAUUCGGGCGGCAAUAGAGUUCAAAGUGAAAAUUCUGGAAGUAUAUGGAGAUUCAGCUUUAGUCAUCAACCAGUUGAAGGGAGAGUAG